This is a messenger RNA of Ylistrum balloti, 7238 nucleotides long. Its product is annotated as 4-hydroxyphenylpyruvate dioxygenase-like. The transcript has 12 exons. Gene Ontology annotation, molecular function: 4-hydroxyphenylpyruvate dioxygenase activity. Gene Ontology annotation, biological process: L-tyrosine catabolic process. NCBI's taxonomy places the organism in Eukaryota, Metazoa, Mollusca, Bivalvia, Pectinida, Pectinidae. The record is from RefSeq and is a predicted model, not a curated record. The coding region runs from base 9 to 1157 and encodes 382 amino acids. Gene Ontology annotation, cellular component: endoplasmic reticulum membrane; Golgi membrane.
AGGACAAGAUGACAAGCUAUACAGACAAAGGCGAAAAGCCUGAAUCAGGCAGAUUUGUCAGCUUCGAUCAUGUCACAUUCUGGGUUGGAAAUGCCAAGCAGGCGGCGUCCUACUACUGUGCAAGGCUCGGAUUUGAAUUACUUGCCUACAAAGGUCUGGAGACUGGUAGUCGUGAAAUGGCAGCACAUGUCGUCCGCCAGAACAAAAUCGUCUUUGUGUUUCAGUCCAUGUUACAGCCAAACAUACCAAAAGAGAUGGGCGAUCAUUUAGUAAAACAUGGAGAUAGUGCCAAGGACGUCGCCUUCGAGGUGGAAGAUUUAGACGCCAUAUUUAAGCGAGCUAUAGAGCGAGGUGCUAUUGUGGUCAAGGAACCAUGGGAAGAGACUGAUGAAGAUGGCACUGUGAAAUUAGCCAUGGUGAAAACCUAUGGGGACACGACACACACUUUUGUGGAUAGAUCUAAAUACAAGGGUGUCUUCCUCCCGGGAUAUCGCGCCACAACUUUCAAGGACCCGCUCAAUGACCUACUUCCAAAGACAAACUUGAAAUUCAUCGACCACAUUGUGGGAAACCAGCCAGAAGAUGACAUGGUAUCUGUGGCAGAAUGGUAUGAGAGAAACCUGAUGUUCCACAGAUUCUGGUCUGUGGAUGACAAACAGAUACACACAGAGUACUCAGCCUUACGAUCAAUCGUGGUUACUAACUAUGAGGAAACCAUCAAGAUGCCCAUCAACGAGCCAGCCACAGGAAGGAGGAAAAGUCAGAUUCAGGAAUACGUGGACUUCAACGGAGGAGCUGGAGUACAGCACAUAGCAAUGAACACAGACAACAUCAUAGAAACUGUAUCACGUAUGAAAGCUCGUGGUCAGGAAUUUCUCGAGAUUCCUAUGAAGUAUUAUGAUAACCUUAGAGAGAGGUUAAAGCACUCCAAUAUCAAGGUCACCGAAAACAUGGAUACUCUACAGAAGCUAAGGAUCUUGGUUGACUUCGAUGAGAAUGGCUACCUUCUACAGAUCUUCACAAGGAUGAUGCAGGACAGACCAACACUUUUCCUGGAGGUCAUUCAGCGACACAACAACAGUGGAUUUGGAGCUGGAAACUUCAAGUCGCUGUUUGAAGCUAUUGAACUGGAGCAAGCAGAAAGGGGCAAUCUGUGAAAGGAUAGUGAUAAUGUGAGCCAUGAUGAGGUUGUCAUGUCCUCACAAAAAAAUUCUUAUAUAUACAGUGGGAUGUGAUGUGAAAGUGAUGAUAGAUUGCUUAAAGGAAAGGAGACAUUGGUGGACACAGAACAUUGUGUGCAGCAUAUGAUAACAUAUCUUUGUACAAAAUCUCUUCCAUUCGCUUUCUUAUAUACACAUUCAUCAAUCAAAACAUUUUAAUGUAUUUGAAACCAGACUUGUAAGUUUAACUUACUAAAGUUUGGCUUGGGUGUUAAACACUAGACUUGUAAGUAAUGUACUUCAGGUUGCCUGUUAUGUUAGACACUAGACUUGUAAGUUUAACUUACUAAAGUUUGGCUUGGGUGUUAAACACUAGACUUGUAAGUUUAACUUACUAAAGUUUGGCUUGGGUGUUAAACACUAGACUUGUAAGUAAUGUACUUCAGGUUGCCUGUUAUGUUAGACACUAGACUUGUAAGUUUAAUGUACUUCAGGUUGCCUGUUAUGUUAAACACUAGACAUGUAAGUUUAAUGUACUUCAGGUUGCCUGUUAUUUUAAACACUAGACUUGUAAGUUUAAUGUACUUCAGGUUGCCUGUUAUUUUAAACACUAGACUUGUAAGUUUAAUGUACUUCAGGUUGCCUGUUAUUUUAAACACUAGACUUGUAAGUUUAAUGUACUUCAGGUUGCCUGUUAUGUUAAACACCAGACUUGUAAGUUUAAUGUACUUUAGGUUGGCUGUUAUGUCAGACACUAGACUUGUAAGUAAUGUACUUUCGGUUGCCUGUUAUGUUAGACACCAGACUUGUAAGUAAUGUACUUUAGGUUGGCUGUUAUGUCAGACACUAGACUUGUAAGUUUAAGUUGUGAAUGGUUAGCUGGGUUGUAAGUACUGAACUUGUAAGACUUUUAUGUUGAUAAAAUGACAGCUUAGAAUUUCAUAAGAUGAUUAAUAUGAUUUUUUCCUGUUGUCAAUUAAACAAAUUCUUUCAAGUGCAUCACAUUUGAAAAUAUAUAUCCUUACUUACAACCAAACAGAUGAUCACUAAUUUUAAUAUCUGUUAUAUUGGGUGAGUUCAGUGAAUACUGAGAAUUUAAAUGAAUAAAUUCCAACUUGAACCUUACAUACAAAAUGCAGAUAAUUUUUCAUUGUUAUAGUAUAGUAGAGAAUGCACUUUAUCAAUUUAAAAUUAUCUAGAUGUAUUGAUUAAAUAUACAUUAAUUAAUUUUUCUUUUGUGACAAACAUCAUGAUGCACAAGAUUUCCUGGCGAGUCUAAAGUAUCGUUCACACAUUUUUUCCCCCAUGAGAAUUUUGAAAAUUUGGCAGGUAUGGUAAGUUUAACUUAGGUACGCUUCCCUUGGACUUGAAUGAUGCUGUUCAAUUUUUUCAGUAUUUUAAUUUUUUUUUUGGGGGGGGGAGUUAGAACUUGAUCAUGCUUUACCAAUUUUCCUUUCAAUCAGAUAUAUACCAGUCCAGUAUUAGAGUGAUAAUCUUGUUUGUGAUUUACAAUCAUCUGUGUUUGUUUUAGGUAUAUAUUGUUGUCUGGCAGGUGACCUCAGACCUUUUUACAAUCGAUAAGGAAAUCAUACCCUGGUCACCACAGUUGAGUGGUUCAUCCACUUCACUACUGGACCAUCAAGUAGAACAUAUGUUCUUCUAUGUCAUGUUUUACAGUGGUGAAGUAGUCUUAUGAUGAAACUAAGGUAACACAGGCAAGACCCACUUCAUUGAUGUUUCAAUCAGCACAAACUGAUGAAGCAGGAAACAGGAUGCAGGACUAACUUAACAUGGCUAGUCUGCUGAAAGGUCAAGGGUCGUUAUACUGAAUGUUAAUUCCAAUAAAUAAGUUUAAAAUUGGAAAAUGUAAUUUCACUACUCAGUGAAACAUUCACAGUUCAAGUCAGAAUAGUAUUCGUUGAUUUUAUCAUAUACAUAUGUACUAAACUCUUCAGCAUUAUAAUCAGACAUUAAUGUGUGGUGUUGGUGUAUUAGUCAGAGAAAUGACAGUCUGUUCAUAAUUUUUAAUGUCAUGGUUGUGUCUGUUAUUGUUGUCACGUGACCUAAGCUGUUGAGGAGAAUUAAGACCUCACAUAAUCAGAAAAUAAUUAUAAUGAUAAGUAUACAGAUAGCCUUAUGAACAUGUAUUAGAACCAUGAAUUCUGAUUAUUUACAACUCUGUAAAAUUUCACAACUUAAAGAGUGUAGCAUUGUGUUGAUCUGUGUUAUGAUUGGUUUUAGUAUACUUCCCAUGUACCCAGCUAUUAAGUGACUGUAAUUUACCAAUCAACACUCUUUUAUGUGGGAUCUUUUUCUUUUAAAUAGUUAUAUGAAAUGCAUCCCUCCAUUUUUUUUAUAAAGCUCACCUAGCCCUAAUGGCCAAGUUUACAACAAGGGUGGGACCCAAUAGGGAAAUUAUGUCAGAAAUUAAAUUAAUUAAUUUUAAUUAAUUUCUUUAUUAAAUAUCUGAAUAGCUUAAUGAGCCGGAUGAGCGAUGCAGACCCAUUGGACAUCUUGUUUUUUUUCUUUGUUUUUUAUUAAUAGCACUUUGUGGAAAGUUUAAAGAAAGUCACUAGAAUUAGGAAUCAUAUACAGGAAGGAAAACUGAUACAAAUAGAGCUAAUGGAUCUACUACUAAACAGUGUAACUGGUAAUACGUGAUGUGAUUAAUUAUGUAACCUAUACAAAGAUAUUUUUUUUAUUUGCAGUAUUUGUAAAUAUGGAUUAUCUAACAAACAUUUAAUGCUUUAUAUAUAAGAUUCUUUAAAAGUGUGUUCAAGAUUGGCAACCAAGAUCAGUUGUACCUUGUUUCCAAACUUAAGAGCAACGAUGAAUUUUCAGAAAGAGUUAACUCACAGAAACAAGAGUUUAGUAUUUGUCCAAAAGUGGGCUGAUUUCAAGGACAACAGAGAAUUUCCCUUUGACUGGUCUUUGGCAUUGAAAGAUACAUUUAUGAAGCCUACAUAACAUCAAAAUGCUGAUUCUGUGGUAUAAUGACAGAUUCAUAAAACACAAGGUGAGAAAUAUUUCUAUUUACAUCUAAUAUAUAUAAACUUUAUCUAUUUUACAACAAUUGUGAAACAAGCUUUCAGCUUAUAUCAGUCACUCUUGUUGGCCUGGAUGGAAGCACAUGGGAGGUGUUACUGUGGGAGGAAACUGGAGUACCCAGGGAAAACCCACAUAUAUUCGGGCUGGUCUUUCCAUACCUUUUUAUGUCCUUUUCAGGAUUUGAACCCCGGACGGUUAGGUGAAAGGCAAGUGUGCUACCACUGCACCACCUGACCAUCCAUAAACAUAACAUGUAGUAUUAAAGUACUGGAAACUUACAUACAUGUAACCUAGCUCUGAACUUUCCCAGCCCUGAGGCAGCUUGACAAAGAUUGUGUAUACUGUAAACCUGCAGCCCUGAGGCAGCUUGACAAAGAUUGUGUAUACUGUAAACCUGCAGCCCUGAGGCAGCUUGAUAAAGAUUAUGUAUACUGUAAACCUGCGGCCCUGAGGCAGCUUGACAAAGAUUGUGUAUACUGUAAACCUGCAGCCCUGAGGCAGCUUGACAAAGAUUAUGUAGAAUUCGGUUCGACCGUUCUCUACUUGUAUUGAGGAUGUAAAAUUUCUUUGGAUAUAGAAUGUUUACCAUAUUGGCAUGUACAGUCUUUAAACUAUGUUUAUUCUCUUGAACAAUAUUUGAAAUUAAAUAAUACCUAAAUUAUGUACAGUUAUAUGUAAUGUUGAACUAAAGGUGUGAAGAAAACGGUACUUCUAAUAAUCCAUGAAGAAUUCAAUCAUUUACAUUUUCUUUGAAAUAAGAAAAACAAAUAAAUAGUUUUACUGAUAUGAAGAGUGAAGAAACAGAGAAGUUUCAGUUCUUUGUUGGUUUGGUGUGUUGGUGAUGAUUCAGAAUUGUAAUAUUUGACUUUCUCCUCUUUAUAACCAGACAGGUGUUACUGUGAUCAGUUCCAUGAUAUGUAUUUAGAUGUUGGUAUGAUUUAUCCCUUUUUUUAUUUUAAAAAAAAAAAAAAAUUUUUUUUCUGUUUUCUUGUGUGAUUAUGGCUUUGUUUGAUGUACUAACUGUUAUCUGGACCAAAAGAAUAAAAUGUGAAUGUUUAAACAUAGGGAAGUGUUCUGUGCAAGCAUGUCUUUUGAUGUUAGUUUUGGAAGACUGACUAUCCAUCAAACAAGUUUUUGAUUCAGUCAAGUUACAACAAAAAAAUGGGAAAAAAGUAGCCUGAAAUCUUAGGUUAAUUGUAAGGAAUCACAGGAAAAAAGUAGCCCGAAAUCUUAGGUUAAUUGUAAGGAAUCACAGGAAAAAAGUAGCCCGAAAUCUUAGGUUAAUUGUAAGGAAUCACAGGAAAAAAGUAGCCUGAAAUCUUAGGUUAAUUGUAAGGAAUCACAGGAAAAAAGUAGCCUGAAAUCUUAGAUUAAUUGUAAGGAAUCACAGGAAAAAAGUAGCCCGAAAUCUUAGGUUAAUUGUAAGGAAUCACAGGAAAAAAGUAGCCCGAAAUCUUAGGUUAAUUGUAAGGAAUCACAGGAAAAAAGUAGCCCGAAAUCUUAGGUUAAUUGUAAGGAAUCACAGGAAAAAAGUAGCCCGAAAUCUUAGGUUAAUUGUAAGGAAUCACAGGAAAAAAGAUUUUGUUCAGGAAAUGUGUUAAUGGCUUCUCUGGGAUCAAGAAAAUAAGGAAGAUGAAAUUAGUUAGAGAUGUAACUAUAAAAUGAAUAGUUUAUUUACAAACAUCAGCACAAUGUUCCAUAUUGUCACAUCACUACCCUUUAAGGCUAACACUCCAUGCUCAUAGAAAUGAUCUCGUUUGUGGUGUUCUAUCAGUUCAUUUCCAUCGUAGUUUUGAUCCAUGCCAUAAAAUGGCUGUUGAUUUAUUUCUCGUCUGUCCCUCUGUCCAUCACACAUUGGUUUACUUUUGGGCCUAAUUCCUUGUCAUUACAUUUUCUUUGGUGCUUAUUUGUUUUUUAGUGGAAUUUCCUCUUGUAUCUGUCAUUAAUGGGAUAAAAAUUGUUGAUUCAAUUUUCUGAUAUGUUUUCUGCUAAAUAUCUUGUUUUGACGAAAAUUGGAAAGCUGGAAUUUGACUUUGCUGGAUUUCUUGUAAACAGAAGGUAUUUCAUCAAAUGGGAGCAGGGAUAUUUCCAGUUUAAGUGAUGCGGGAUGUUUCCAGAUAUAGUGAUUUGGGAUAUUUCUGGUGAAAAUGAUGUGGGAUAUAUUCUGUGAAAGUGGUGUGGAAUGUUUACAGUGAAAGUGGUGUGGGAUAUUUACAGUGAAAAUGGUGUGGGAUAUUUACUGUGAAACGGGGAUGGGAUAUUUACAUUGAAACAGGAGUGGGAUACUUAAAGUAAAACAGGAGUGGGAUAUUUACAGUGAAAGUGGUGUGGGAUAUUUACAUUGGAACAGGAGUGGGAUAUUUACAGUGAAAGUGGUGUGGGAUAUUUACAGUGAAACGGAGUGGGAUAUUAACAGUGAAAGUGAUGUGGGAUUUAACAGUGAAAGUGGUGUGGGAUAUUUACAGUGAAACAGGGUUGGGAUUUUUACAGUUAAACUGAUGGGAUAUUUUUCUGGUGAGACAGGGGCGAGUGUAUUUGUUUGUAUAUAUAUUAGUUCACAUUACAAAAACUGCUCAUUUGACGAAUCUCAGUUAUAUCUGUAGUUUAGUUUUCUGUUGUUUGAGAUUUUUAAAAUUCUAUUAGAAGUAUUCCCUGAAGUAUUGACUAUAUAGCACAGACAGCUAAAGCAUGUAAAUUACUCUCACGCAUUUAUGAUCUCUGUAAUAGUCUGCAUAGCAACAGACACGAAUAUGUCAGUACUUUACUGAUAUACAAAACCUGACAGAAAUGCUGUGUGUAGGGAAUUUGUUUAUAAAUUUUGAAGCUGAAAGUAUGGUAACAAGGUACUGGUGACUACAGAUGGAAACAGGUGUGUCAUCCCUUACAUUAGUACUGAGAAGUAUGUAACAUUCAUUGAUUAUAUGACUGGAUGAGACAGUUGUGAGCAAAAGUAUCAUUUUAUUUCAUGAAUAUGAUUAUUUGUAAAAUUAACUUCUUGUGUGAAAUAAACCUAGAGUUUCUUCUUAACAA